Molecule: messenger RNA, 4052 nt
Organism: Triticum aestivum (bread wheat)
Lineage: Eukaryota; Viridiplantae; Streptophyta; Magnoliopsida; Poales; Poaceae
Product: disease resistance protein RGA4
Exons: 6
Coding region: 189-3530 (1113 amino acids)
Biological process (GO): defense response to other organism
Molecular function (GO): ADP binding
Source: RefSeq, a predicted model, not a curated record
AUAUGUAAUGCAAGUAAAUAGCUCCAGCAGAUUGGAGGAGUGGACGGGAUGACUGACCAUGGAUGUUAAGGUAUUCUCUAUGCAGGUACUUGUAGCUACCUACCUUGAUCCUGCCAUGGCUGCUCCUGUGUCCUCCUGGCCUCUUUUCUCUAUCCACUAAACUCCAUGAUUUGAUCUUCCAACCAGAGAUGGAGGCUGCGACGGCCACCGCUUUUGUGGGUAGGAUCGCGCCGAAGCUCUUGGAGUUCUUAGCUGCAAAUCACAAGCUUCGACAGAACCUGGAGCACGACAUCACCUACAUCCAAAGAGAGUUUGCGUUAAUUUCUGCCGCCAUCCAGCAAGAUGAUGAGUGUCGCUGGAGGAGCGGCACCCUCGGCGACCAUGUGCAGAGGGCCUGGAUCCAAAUCAUACGUGACUUGGCGCAUGCCAUCGAGGACUGCAUCGACCGCUUCAUGCACCGGGUGACCAUCUCUGGGACGUCGACGUGGAUCCGUCAGGCUGUCUACCGGGUGCAGACGGUGACAGUACGGAAGGAGUUUGCCAAGGCGAUCCGUGAGCUCAAGAAAAUAUCACAAGAGUCAUCCAAGCUGAGAGAAACUUAUUACAACGCCAGUAUCGGUGCAGGCACCUUCCCGUCAGCAUCGUCGUCGGCAGUGGCAUCGGCACCUGAGACAACAACAGAGAUGGCCAUAGACGACACCGUUUCAGCUCGCAGCCCCGUGGGUAUGGACGCUCCCCGGGAUGAACUUCUGGAGCUGAUACAGCAGCAGCAGCAACAGCUUAAGGUGAUCUCUGUUGUUGGCUUUGAUGGCAUAGGCAAGACCCUCCUUGUCAGGCAUGUGUACCAGAGUAUGAUGAGCCAGUAUGAAGUAAGGGCUUGGGUUUGUGCAGCCAAUCAAAGGGGUGCAAGCGAUGUUGUCGAAGAGAUUCUUCGGCAACUUGGCAUCCCCACCACAUCCACCAAUGGUGGAGGUAACCUCAGCAAGUUCUGCCGAAUCCUCAGAUUGUGCCUUCAAACCAAGAGGUUCUUCAUCGUACUCGAUGACAUGAGGACAGAAUUUUGGCAUGAUAUUAAAGAUGCCUUUGUGGGGUUGAACGGCAGAGUUCUGGUGACAACGGCUAUUCAGUCAGUAGCAAAUGCCUGCAGCAGCUCAGCAGCCCAUGAUCAUGUGUAUGCAAUGAAAAGCCUUCCUGAUGGACACUCGAGGCAGUUGUUUUUCAAGGAAGCUUUCCAAGACGAUGAUCCGCCAAUCGGUAAAGAGGAUCAGCUUGGCUCGGAAGCACUGAAGAAGUGUGAUGGUUUACCCCUUGCUCUUGUUACUACAGCCCGGUACUUGCAAAGCACAGGUAAUCCGACGCGUGAAAACUGGGCAACAUUGUGCCACAACCUGGGAGCACACCUGGAAACGAAGGAGAUGUUAGCAAGAAUGAAGCGUGUACUUGUCCAAAGCUACACCAGCCUUGUUAAACACGAUGUCAAGACAUGCUUGCUAUGUCUAGGUAUCUACCCUAGUGGCCGUACAGUCAGGAGAGGAAGCUUGAUAAGGAAAUGGUGCGCUGAAGGGUUUAUCCCAGGAGAUUAUAUGUGUAAUGCUCUGGAUGCUGCUAUCGGCAAUUUCAAAGAGCUGCUCAACCGGAGCAUCAUCCAGCGUACAGAUGCCAGUAGCAAAAACAUCACAGAUCAGGUGAAGACAUACCAUACUCACGGCAUGAUGCUCGAGUUCAUCCUGCACAUGUCCAAGUGUGACAACUUCAUUACCUUGUUAUAUGAUCAGCUGGCCCCCCCACCCCCACCCAGUAAAAUCCGUUGGCUCUCCCUCCAUGAAGCAAGUGCCAGAGUGGCUAAUGAUCUAUCUCUUGUCCGAUCUCUGACAAUCUUCGGCAGGGCACAUGACUCUGUCUUGGAUUUCUCCAAAUAUGAACUGCUGCGGGUUUUGGAUCUAGAAGAAUGCGGUAACCACUUGGAGGACAAGCAUCUUAGGGAGAUAUGCAGCAACCUGUUAUUGCUCAGGUACCUAAGCCUUGGGGCCGCUAUUAAGGUUACGAUGCUCCCCAAAGAGAUUAAGAAGCUUCAACUUUUGGAGACGCUGGAUGUAAGAAGAACCAAGAUAGAGAUUCUGCCGACACAAGUUAUGGAGCUGCCAUGCCUGAUACAUCUGUUCGGAAAUUUCAAGCUCCAACAAGGUGUAGGAGGCCGGAGAAUGCACAAGCUACAGACUUGGCUCUCAGAGAAUAGCAAAUUGGAAACAGUAGCAGGAUUUGUUGUGGACAACAACAAGAGCCAAGGAUUUGCACAGCUCAUAGAGCAUAUGAAACACUUGACAAAAGUGAAAAUAUGGUGUCAGCAGUCCAGUAAUAAUAGUAAGGAUCCCCUUGCCAGUGGCGGCGGCAGCAGCAGCAACAACAACAACAACUGCACUCAUCUCUCCGAAAAAGGCCACUGCACUCAUCUCUCAAAGGCCAUCAAGGGGUUCAUCAAGAGAAGCACCGACGUGAAAAAAGGUCAUUCACUCUCACUGAAUUUCAGUGAUGAAUGGUUCCAAGACUUGCUUGUGAGCUUGUCCCUAGAAAAAGAAGAAGCUUCCUCCUGCUAUCUUAGCUCGCUCAAGCUACAAGGGGGCAACAUAUGCAGCCUGCCUCCGUUUGUUACCAUGCUGGGUGGUCUCACUAAGCUGUUCCUUUCAUCCCCUGGUCAGCUGAGUGGGGAUAUUCUUGCUGCCCUGAGCAGGGUGCGUUGCUUGGCGUACCUGAAGCUAAUUGCAUCUCAACUGGACAAACUCACCAUCGUACAAGGUGCACUUGGAAGCCUGCAAUGCCUAUGCAUCAUGGUGGAAGUCAUGACUGAGCUGGAAGUCCAGGAGGGAGCUCUGCCACUCCUCGAGUCACUCCGGCUGCUAUGUACAGAUCUAAAUGGCUUUUGCAGCAUGACAAUCCAGUCCCUACGACGUAUUAAGGAGGUCACCCUCCAUGAUGGAGUAAGUGAUGAAACAAAGCACGAGUGGAAAGAAGCAGCAAAGAAACACCCCAGACGUCCCAAGCUCUUGUUUGUUAAGACAGUUGAAGAUGUUGAUAUGGGAUGUGAACCUACAUACAAUUCUGAGAUAACAACACCCCACAAUGCCAUUUUUACCGGACAGUCUGUACAAGUUGAUGGUGAUGACCUGCAACAGGAUGAUGAUGAGAAAGAAGAUACAGAUAAAAUUAAUAUCCUAGCACUGCAGGAUUUUGCUAGCAAGACUUGUCUGGACCCUCCGAUGAACAAGGAAAGUUUUGAACAGGGGAUGGAAGGAAUGGUAGGUUUAGAGGAUGAGCGGAUGGAAGAUGUCACUCGGUCUACUGAUCAAAAUGAUGUACUUUUAGUGGUGGGUGAGAACAGAAGAAAGAGGGCAAGGUUGGACAUUGGUGAAGACAACUCAAUGGACAAGGUUGUUGAUAGGGUGAAGCGCAAGAACCCAGAGGAUGUCCAAGAAACGAGGCCUACAAAACAAACAGCGCCUGGAAUUGCGGUUGUUGUCUCUGAUGGAAACUGAGGUUUUGUAUGGAGUUUGCAAGCUUGGGUCAAUCUUGCUCUUGAGUCGAGACACGACUUACAUUUGCAUUGAGUGUCAGGUUGGCAUUUGUUUUUUAACUAAGUAGUCGUUGAUUCUGAUGCUUCAGGAGCUGGUCUGUCUUUUGAUCCCCUGCCAUAUUUUCAUGGUAAUGUUGAAUUCCCAUGUGCUGCAGCUUGCUACAAGGCUGUAUCAGACUGAUACGGCUACGGCGAAGACGGUUAAGUGUGUCCAUUAAGUUUCUACUUGUACGCAACAUAAGUUUACUGUCAUGCAUGUCAAUUUGGUGGCUUUCAGCUGUGACAGAGUUCACCAUGUAUGUUGUUGGAUAUAUAUUUGGUCCCAGUUAACUUUUGACAUCUGUUCCACAGAACCUUAUAACCAUCCUUCAUUCAGUUACAGACAUCUGUUCCUGAUUACGAAAUAAAUUUAUGAUUAUGCUGGUAUAUGAUUGUUUGCAUGAAACUAAUGCUAAAAAAGGAAGGGUUCAAGAGAAAACGGCUU